This is a messenger RNA of Ectocarpus siliculosus, 1629 nucleotides long. NCBI's taxonomy places the organism in Eukaryota, Phaeophyceae, Ectocarpales, Ectocarpaceae. The record is from the annotation of a GenBank genome assembly.
AUGGAUGCGGAUGAACCCCAGGGGACGCUCGAAACAUACGGCCUGGACAUGGUGAUUGAGCCUUUUCGGGAGACCACUCUAGCCGUCGAAGGGACCAAUGUUUCGCUCUCUGGAAGGUAUUCGUGGCGGCUGCAGCACGCGAGUGAACAAGGAAUCACCGUUGAAGACGACGGUGACCUUUGGGCUCAUUCCGGCGGCCCUCAGGCCACGGUGACUUUGGACAGCCCGGGAACGGUGUACGUCCUGACCGUUCGCGAGGUGUCCGAGGACGGCCAAGUCGUCGCGGAAGGAAGAGUCAAGGCGUCCUGCAAGUAUGUAAGGCGCGAAAUCCGCGACCUGACGGAUGGGGACAGGGAGGCGUUUCUGGACGCCAUGGAGACCUGGUACACCUUGCCGACCGACGCGGGGAAGGCCAAGUACGGGCCCAACUACAGCAACUACAUGUCCAUCGCCGCCAUCCACGGCACCGAUUACAAAAACUUCUGCUACCACCAAGGUAUGCAGUUCCUGACGAGCCACGCGGCGUUCGACCUCAUCGUCGAGCGCUACCUCCAGAUGAUCGACCCGACGGUUUCCCUUCCCGUGUGGGACUACAUGAUCGACUCGGCAUUGCUGGGCCUCGAGUGGUACGACAGCGUAAUGUUCCAGCCCGACUGGUUCGGGUCCGCGAUGGGCGAUGUGGAGAACCACUUCAUGGUCACGGGCGGCCGCUUCGGCAACGUCUCCGCGAUCUACGACCCCGACUACACCCUCACGGAUAGCAGAGUCACGCCCACACACAACCCGUACGGGUACCUUUCUUCCUCGCACAACUACCAGGAUCUCCCGAGGUUGACCCGCACGAGCUCGUACUGUGGCCUGCAAUCUCGCGACACCUUCGCCACCCUGGACGUGUUCUUGGGCUGCUUCGGGGACAACAGGUCUCUCUACGGUUGGGAGGAGUGCAUGCAGUACAAGAUUCACGGGGAUAUCCACGGUCUUCUCGGCGGGGCGUUCGACUGCAAUACGGACAUGGCGAACUUCUCGGCGGAGCACCCGGAGUACUCCCACGGCCUGCUCGCGUUCGCCCUGCAGAUCCUGACCUUCAAGUUCACGGCCUGCAACGCGCUCACGCCCGACGACAACGUCUGCGACGCGAGUUGCGACAGGGGGCAGACGGAGCCGUGUGGCUGCACGUGUCUGAUGGAUGCGUUCGCCAUCUCCGAGGAGCAGGUUUACGGCUACAUGCAGCCGUUCAUGGAAGCGGCCAUGACCGACUUUAGCGGCUACCUGUACAUCACCCACGACGAGGAAGCUGCAUACCCCUACGGCUUCAUUCAGGAUGACCACCGCAUGAGCGAUGAACACGCAAUGUUCUUGAUGAGAACACUGGUCAAGAUCGGGUGCGAGCCCGGAGCGGUGGGCAUGAUGUCGACGGCUGCUAGCCCGGUUGACCCGAUAUUUUGGGUCUUGCACCCGCUGUUCGAGAAGGCGAUGCAUGUCUUGCUGCUCUCUCCCAAGUACGACGAGUACACGAUGGAGUGGGUCGAUGGCGAGUGCCCAGGUAGCGGCUACACGGACGAGCUCCCGAUCACGGGUGAGGCCCACGCAGCUAUAGACUCGUGCGUUCAGUUCUUCUUGCCAACGUAA